Molecule: messenger RNA, 1107 nt
Organism: Paramecium primaurelia
Lineage: Eukaryota; Ciliophora; Oligohymenophorea; Peniculida; Parameciidae
Source: the annotation of a GenBank genome assembly
CACUAUUAAAAAUGAAGUUUGUAAUCUGUUUAGCUUUGAUCGCAUUCACACAAGCAGUUAUGAUUAAACAUGCUUCAGAUCCUCAUGCUGCAGUAUUUGCUUAACUUGAAAAUCUUGAAGAUCAUCCUUUAGGAAAAAAGAUUCUUGAUACAAUUGCAAUCUAAAUGAGAAAUCAAUCACCACUCUCUGAUAUUGCAAAGAUGCUUUAAGAUUUAAGAGAAAACUUGGUUCUUUAAUAAUAAGAUGCUGAAUUAGUACAUGUUGCUUAAGAGGCUGAUUGUGAAGCUGAAAUUUAUGGAUACAAUAGAAGAAUUGAUUUUGCUUCAAAUGAAAUCACUGAAGCUACUAUGGAUAUUAAUAAAUAUACUUCUGAAAUUGAACUUUUAUAAUAAGAAAUAGAUAAUUAAGUAAUUUAAUUAAAUAUCCUCAAUCAAUAAGAAGAAUAAUUGAGAGAAUAAAGAGCUGAAGAUCAUGCUGCUUAUUAAGAAAGAGAAAUUUAAACACCUAAAGUAGUUGAAGCUCUUGAUGUUAUUGCUGCAAAAUUAAGUGCUAUUCAACCUGAAGCUGAUGCUGAAGUUGUACUUGCCGAAUUAGAAAGAGUAGGUGGAGAUAAUCCUAUUCUUGCUCUUGUUUAGUUGGCUUCAACAUUUUCAGCAGAAAAAUUAUAAAGUGUUUAAGCUAAAAUUGGUGAAUUGAGAGCUUCAUUAGAAUAAGCUUUAAUUGAUGAUAGAGAAGAAGAGAUUCAAUCAUAACUCAAUUUUGAAGCAUAAAUCUAUUCAAUUUAAGAAUAGAGAGAAGCUAUUUAAUCUGCUAAGGCUGAGGCUGAAACUAAGAUUGUAUAAGUUGAACAUAUGUUGGCUGCUGCUAAAAAGAGAAAGUAUGAUGCAGGAAGAGAAUUAGAAUCUGCUACUAAUGGAAAGAAAAUGAAAGAAGCUUAAUGUGAUAAUUGGAGAUCUUUAUAUGCAAGAGAUACCGAAUAAAGAACUACUGAAAUUAGUAUAAUUAGAUAAGUUGAAUCAAUCCUUGCUACAAAAUUAGAAGGAGCUUCCAACUACAUUAAGGGAAGAAUCAACUGAGUAUAAAUUUUAAUUUUAAACUCUUUUUUAA